Molecule: messenger RNA, 6047 nt
Organism: Octopus bimaculoides (California two-spot octopus)
Lineage: Eukaryota; Metazoa; Mollusca; Cephalopoda; Octopoda; Octopodidae
Product: DALR anticodon-binding domain-containing protein 3
Biological process (GO): tRNA C3-cytosine methylation; arginyl-tRNA aminoacylation
Molecular function (GO): ATP binding; arginine-tRNA ligase activity; tRNA binding
Source: RefSeq, a predicted model, not a curated record
AAGAAUUGAGAGUUAUCUCCCGUUUUUAAUCAUGGCGCAGUCCAUGCAGAAAGUUUAUAGCAGUAUUUGGGACCAAGUUUUAUCUCUUUUAUUUGAACAUUCACCACUUAAAAAUAAUGAGGAGAAUUUAAAAAAGAAUACGGUGAUAUAUCGUAGAAGCAAACGACUUCGUAAUGGCGAUGCGAUCAUCCCACGUGGCCGACUAUCUGAUAUAUCUUCGGAGACUUGGCAGCAUAUAUAUUCUGAGAUUGAGACAAGAAGCAAAACAUGGUCAAUACCUGUGACUUGUGGUCAACCAACAAAGGAAGCUGUGGCAGUUUUUCACCUUCAACGUCCUCAUGCCUUUCAACAUGUUUUAAAAUUAGUUCAGAUGCAGGGUAACCAGUAUGGACUAAUAUCAGACAGACAGGGCUACAACAUAUUUGUCAACUGUAGUCAUAUCAACACACAGCAGAACAAAUCUCUUGAUCACCUUGAACACAUCCGAGAAAUUAUUUUAUUAGAUCACAUCAUGAAAUUAUUGACUGCCAGUGGGUACUCUGUAGCAGGGAUUAUUUCAGACUCUAAUCAGUGGGAUGCAGAGUUACUUCAGAUGUUGAAUGCAACACACAUUUCCCAGAAAAUUGUUGAUGCUUCUUUGCCAUGUGGGUCAUCUGCAGUACAAUCAACCUUGUGUCAGGCAGCCAACAAGUCCAAUUUCAGGCAUCACUUUUCCACAAACAGUGCAGUCACAUCAAAUAAAGAUGAUUUUGUACAAAACCAUAUAGUUUUAGAUUUAAAAAAUUACUUAGAUUCUGAAGAAGGAAAAUGUGAGAGAAUUAAAGGAUUUGAUAAAAAUCUUCAUUUAGUGAAAGUCACUGAAGGUGAUGACCCAACACUUCUAAUGUUACGGGUGUCUCAACUUGAAUCCUGUUCUAAAGUUCUACAACAAAAGGAGGAUCAGCCUGUUAGGUGUUGUAUUCAUCUUGUACCAUCUUCUGAAAUAUAUGUCCAGCAGCAAGUCCAUCUCAUUUGGAAAAUCCUGUCAGACAACUGUAAACAAUUACAGCAGGCACAUGUUGUAUUUGGUGGAACCACCAAGAGAAAAUCUCUCAAAGAAGCUAUUGAUUGUGUAACAGCUGAAGAAUACAUCAGGCUUCGAAAGCUACAGAUGGAAAAUGCUACAGCAUUGAAAUAUGGGGAUAAUGUGAGCAAAGGCAUUGAAUGGGACCACAUGAUAAAGAAUCUGACUGAAGCUUGCAUGAAGUUCGAAAUUCUCAGCACUAACUGCCGUAACCCACUCAAGUUAAACCUGUCUGAUACAUCAAAAAAUAUGGAAGAUCAUGUUGACAAUUGUGGUGGCCCUUUUGUCAUGUAUAAUUGUGCUCGUCUAGCAAUGCUUUUUCGGAAAUUUGAUGAAGAUGUUAAAAACGGUAUUUACCCUAGUUUGCCUAGCCUGUCGCAGUGUGAUAUGAGUCUUCUUAAACUUGAGGAAGAAUGGACACUUCUUUAUAAUUUUGUGGAACCAUACCCCAGUUUGAUACAGAGCACUGUCCCUACCAUUGGAGAUUGUUUAUAUUUAAAUAUUCAAACUCAUAAGGUUGCUGGUUUUUUGGUGUCAUUAAGUCACUGCUUAAGUUCCUACUACAGUCGAGUUCAUGUUCUUGGGGAGCCACGUCAACAUCUUUUACCUUUGAUGUAUGCUCGAUUACAUCUUCUUACUGCUGUUCAUCAAGUUAUGUUAAAUGGCCUGCAACUGCUCAACAUUGAACCAGCUUCACAAUUGUAACACUUGGCAGAAAAUCCAACAGAUUGUUUGUGUGUGUGUGUGUGUGUGUGUGUGUGUGUGUGCACGUACCUGCAUGUGUGUGUAUGUACUCAAAUAUCUUUCUCACUCUCUCUUUGCUUGGGAGUCUAUCUAAAUAAUAAAUAUUUAUAUACACAUAAAGAUGAUGAUGUUUGUUACAGUGUAAAUGCAAAUGCAUAAGAAGUAUCAUUUGUUUCCUAUAUUGUACAAAAGCAUGUCCAGCCAUUGGCAAAUAUUACCUCACUUGUAAACAGGUGAGGGUUGGUGAUAGGAAGAACAACCGGCAGUAGAAUAUCUGCUUCAAUAAACUUGAUCAAACCCAUGCAAGCAUGGAAAAGUGGACAUUAAAACAAUGAUGGUAAUAUAACAAUAUAUCUUUUAAUCGAUAAUUUGAAUGGCUAUCUCCAGUUCUAGCACACAUAACCUUUUAUACAUAUAUAUAUAUAUAUAUGUAUGUAUUAACUAUUAGUGAUGUGUACAGUAUUAAUACAAAAAGGUAAUCACUGUAUCCAACUUAUUAUAGAUGUUAUGUUAAAACACCAUGCUAGCAUGGGUUGAACGAUUUGACUGAGGACUGGCAAAUCAGAUGGCUGCACCAGGCUCUAAUCUAAUCUGGCAAAGUUUCUACAGCUGGAUGCCCUUCCUAAUGCCAACCACUCUGAGAGUGUAGUGGGUGCUUUUACGUGCCACCAGCACAAGGGCUAGUUAGGCAGUACUGACAAUGGCCACGCUCAAAUGGUGUUUUUUACGUGGCACUGGCAACAACCUCGCAUGAAUGGUGCUUUUUACAUGCCACCGGCACGGAAGCCAGUCAGCUGCUCUGGCAACAAUCAUGCUCGGAUGGUGCUCUUAGCACUCCACUGGCACAGGUGCCAGUCAUCAAAUUUGCGAAUUUGAUUCAAUUUCGAUUUCACUUGCCUCAACAGGUCGUCGCAAGCAGAGUUUAGUGUCCAAUGAAGGAAAGGUAUGCAUAAGUGGGCUGGUUACACCCCUGGCAAAAGCCACGGGUUAUGGUCUCACUUGGCUUGCCAGGUCUUCUCACACACCUCAUAUUUCCAAAGGUCUCAGUCACUAAUCAUUACCUCAGUGAGGCCUAGUGUUCGAAGGUCAUGCUUCACCACCUCAUCCCAGGUCUUCCUGGGUCUACCUCUACCACAGGUUCCCUCAACCGCUAGGGUGUGGCACUUUUUCACACAGCUAUCCUCAAGCAUAUUGUAUGUAUGUGUGUGUGUGUGUGUGUGAAUGAAUAAGUGCAUGCUCAUUUGCAUGUGUGUUUGUGUGCGUAUUUAUGUACUCAUACACAUAUACAUGCGAAUUCACAGUUUGUCUUUAAUAUUACAAUACAUGUGAUAGUAUGUAUUUGUUCAAAGCUGAUGAUGCACACUGUAGGCUCAGAGUAAACUAUCAACUUUGAUCAUACUCUCUACACUUUCUUCUAUCCAUAUGUAUGCCUAUUUCUUUUCUACUUUAGGCACAAGGCCCGAAAUUUUGGGUGAGGGGGCCAAUUGCUUAAAUCGACCCAGUACACAACUGGUACUUAAUUUAUCGACCCCGAAAGGAUGAAAGGCAAAAUCAAUCUUGGUGAAAUUUCAAGUCAGAACUUAAAGACAGACGAAAUGCCAUUAAGCAUUUCACCCAGUGUGCUAAUGUUUCUGCCAGCUCGCCACCUUCAAAUGUAUACCUAUGUGAAUGUGUGUACAUAUCAUCAUCAUCAUCAUCAUCAUCAUUGUUUGGCAUCUACUUUUCCAUAGUUGGAUGCUUCAGAGGGAAUUUGUUGAUGCAAGUUUUCUGUUGUUAGAAUCCCUUCCUAUUACUAGCCCUCACCAGUUUCCAAGUAAGGUAAUAUUUCCCCAUGGAAGAACUGGAAACGAACAACAUCAUUUAUAUAAUGGUAAUGCUCAUUUACACAUGUUGUCAAAACAAGGGUACACACACACACUCUCAUGCAUUUAUAUAUAGUCAUAGGAAUUCAUGGUUAACACAUUCAUGUGUAAUCAGACGUGAUAAAACUUAUUACUGCAAGAAUAGUCCUGGCAGAAAAUUCUCCACCUAGAAUUGUGUAAACACAUUUUCUUUUGAGUCGUGAGUCAUGUCAUUGGAUUGUAGGGCACAUGUGUUUCAGCAUCAUUCUGCUUUGUCAGCUUCAGAAACUAAAGUUACUCACAACAUGAUAUAUAUAUAGGGUUAUACUUAUGAAAACAGUGACAAAUGCACAGUGCCAAGUGGGCCACUUGCUGGUGUGUGAAUCACUUAGUUAAGCUGGAAUUGAAUAAUUAAUGUUGCUCAAAGUAAAAUGUGUAUUUACACAAGUCUCUGGUGGAGACUUUUCUCUUGGGAUUAUCAUCCAUUUAUAACACUGGGCAGCAAAAAAAUUUUUUUUUGUCUGGUGCCUGGAAUAUUUCAAUGGAUUCUUAAGUGAUUGUGCCUGCCAAAUUCAAAAAUAACUUCAGUUUUUCUCUAUCAAGUCUAGUUUUCUGAUAGAGUAAGUAGUUUAUUCAUACAAGAGGCAUAUAACCUAAAUCAAUAAAGAGAGCAUAACACAAAGCAAAACAAAGUACAAAUAAAAAUUCAAAAUUGAAAAUGCACAUUGGCAAAGAUUUUUAGCAGAAAAUUCAAGGAAUAAAUUUAUGCUUCAUUGUGUACCAUGAAUGUUGAGCAACAGGAGUAUCUCGUUUUAAACACCAGCAAUAGUCUGCCAUCGUUACCACAUCCCGACAUUCUUGGUACCAAGUUUCCAUCUAGAUGUCCUGACGGAAUCAUUCACCUUGUUCAUCGCUAUCUUCUCUGAGAUUUUCAAGAAAACGAUCAAGAUGACUAAAAGGAUAAUGCAUUUUGAUGCUCAUAUUUGUGCCAAUAUCACGAAAAGUUGAUAUCGAGUUGGUAACAAGGUCUUUAUAGUUUUCACUUUUUGGAUCACUAGAAAAAAAAAUCGUCUAUGCAGGUUGUUCAGCAAACCGGUGACUCAGUAAAGCAUUGCGGAAGUCUCAGUUGUAUAUGUAUAUAAAUAAUUAGGUAGGAGGUUACAUGUUUGCAUACAUAAUUGGAUAUACAUAUUCAUCACGACAUAUUUACAAUAAUAAAUUUGCUUGUUAACUUGUGCACUACACUAUUAAUGUCUGUUUGCAGACUAGUGAUUUUUCUUUAUGCACCUUUAAUUAUACAUUACAUUGUUAAUACUGCAAAUUACCUGAAGAUUCACUUCAAUACCUUAAGAAUUUACACACUAGAACAUAUCUUACAGCAGUCUACAUAACAAAUAUGCUGCAGAAUAUUAUUAUUAUUAUUCUAGUGCAUGCUAAAUUAGUUAGCAGGUAAUUUUAUCUUGAGGCUUUGUGUUAAAUUUCCUCAAAUCUCAAGGAUCUUUCUUAGGAUUCUUGCAGAAUACAGGAUGAUACUUUCCUGCAGGUCGACAAUGCGAGUUUCAAUUCCAAUGUCUUUCAGUCUUUUAGGUAGCAUUUUGGGUCUUGUACCAAGUUUACCACUUACCACAGGAAUAAUUGUUGCCUUGGUCUCUCACAGUCUCCUCAGCUCUCUGGCUAGAUCCAGGUAAUGAUAUGCUAAAAUUACAAUAAUUUAGGACAGCUAUAACUACGUCUCCUCACAAAAUUCUCAAAACUUCUGGAAUGUACCUCGUAACUUAUGGAACUUUGAGAGUUAAAAAGAAUUAAAUUAAUUAAGUAUAUUCUUUUGACAUUAAAACUAAUUCGCAAAUUUCCUUUUCUAAUCAUCCAAAUUAAACUAUUCAUGUCAUUACCAUUUACGCAGUUAUUAUCAUUUGAGAUGGGUGGUCUUUGUGAUAUUUAAUUACAUCCCGUUUGGUUUCAAAUUUUAAAUCUCAUCCAAGUUAACUCUGUCUUUCAUCCUUCUAGAGUCAAUAGAAUAAAGUACCCGUGAAGAAUUGGGAUCAAUAAAUUUGUGUUUCUAUACAAAAAAAAAAAAUCAAUGUUAUUUACAAGGUCUCUAAUCCCAUGUGAUUUCAACCAUUCUCAUACAUUUUUUUAUUAUAUUCAUCUAUGGGUCGAUAUGUUUUGUAAUAUUUAUACUGCUUAAUUUUUUCCCAAAGCAUUCACAAUUAGGCUUCCAUUUUCUGUUUGCAGAUUUAUGUCUCUUUUUCUUCUCAUAUUUUCCCUUCUCUAUCAGAUGUGCAUUUGUCUGAAAUUCUUUACAUCAUGUAUUGCCAUACAUUUAUUGAUACAUGCUGUAUUUAAUCAUUAAUUGACUUGUUAAUUAAUUCGUUAUUCACACAGCAAUUAAUUUAUAA